AUGCAUUCGGGAUUCAGGAAAAGAGUGAAACUCAGACUUAAUAAAUUUAAAAAAUGGGGCCAUGAUCACAACAAUAACAACACCAUUAAAAACAACAACAACAAUAAUAAUAAUAAUAAUAAUAGUAAUAGUAAUAGCAAUAACAAUAACAAUAACAACAAUAACAACAGUAACAGUAAUAGUUAUGAUAUCAGUAAAAUCACUAAUGACAAUAAUGAAUAUAACUACCAUAAUAGCAAUAAUAAUAAUAAUAAUCAGAAUAAUGACACUAAUGAUAUUAAUGAUAAUACCAUCACAUCAAUUACAACAUAUGGUUAUGAUAAUACCGUCACACCAGUUACAACAUAUGGUGAUGAUAAUAAAGAACAACAAAUCCAAAUUCUUCAUCAACUAGUACAUCCACGAGAACAACUAGUAGAGCAUCAACGCCAACAAAUGGAUGCACUACUUUUGCAAAUUAAGGAAUUAAAAUUGCAACAUAAAACAAAUAGUCAAAUUCUCGAGGAUCCGCAUUCACUAGAACAAACAAAUAGAACCUUCUCAGAAUUAAUUAAAGAACAAAAAGAUUUAGAGCAACAAAGAAUGGUGUUACGUCAACAACGAAGAGAAUUAGUGGAACAACAUAAAAUAACUUUACUUCAACUCAUAGGAUUGCAUAAACGAUUUAUGCAAUUGCUAAACCGAACUUAG
Lodderomyces pseudojiufengensis is the source of this 690-nucleotide messenger RNA. RefSeq lists its product as uncharacterized. Lineage: Eukaryota; Fungi; Ascomycota; Pichiomycetes; Serinales; Debaryomycetaceae. The coding region runs from base 1 to 690 and encodes 229 amino acids. The transcript has a single exon. The record is from RefSeq and is a predicted model, not a curated record.